Molecule: messenger RNA, 390 nt
Organism: Protopolystoma xenopodis
Lineage: Eukaryota; Metazoa; Platyhelminthes; Monogenea; Polystomatidea; Polystomatidae
Source: the annotation of a GenBank genome assembly
AUGUACCAUGUCCACGGUCCUAUUCUGGAAAUGACGAUGCAUACAAUGAACUCCGGACUAGAUGCGGUGUUCAUCUGCAAUAUGGCCUGUGUCAAGCAACUCGUCGACCUCCCGGCUCUGGCUGCGGCCCUCGAAUCUGAGCACUUGGGUGGACUGGCAGUCUAUGAUGCCGAGGCAGACAACACCCCUUGUACGUUAUUCCGUCAGGUCUCAAUAUAUCUAAGAGCAUUUGAGUGUACACACCAACACACAGAAACGCACAUGCACAAUUUCUAUUUACACAAUAUACUUUUCCAUCCUUAUUCGUGGAAGAAGUAUAGCAGUCGGUGGAGCCACUUCAAGAAGAGUAAAAGGGCUCCUGAUGCCUUCGAGAUUGAGAAAGCCGGAUGA